AUGCGUCUCUCUGCAGCACUGUACUCCCCAACACACCCUUGGCUCGCAUGCUUGAAAUCAGCACAAUUGCAGCGCAUUGCGCGCGCAACAGGUAUCCAAUCGUCUGGUACGAAGGGUGUUCUUAUUGAGCGCAUUGCAGCGGAGUUGACGUUGCAUUCACAGUCACAGUCACAGGCGCAGUUGCAGUUGCAGUUGUCGGCUGCCGCAGAUGGCGAUGAUGUUGCAGAGGGUGUCAUCACUAGUAGUCCAUACCUCAGUACCACUGCCAGUGGUAGUGCUAGUGCCAGCACAGGUAUAAGCCAAGGUCGACAGGUCGAUCGGCGGGUGUCAAACAAAACUCGCUCAAAGACAAAAGGCAAGUCAGCAGACUUGUCAAAAUCAAAACCCACACAACCAUGGAGCAUCCUCAGCAUUGAUAUGGGGGUUCAGAACCUCGCAUUCGCGCACCUGCGAGUGCCCCGAUCUGGGAUCACGGGUGUCGGGAUAGACGCAGCAAACCCAAGACCGCCAGAGCUAACAGCCUGGCACAAACUCGCUAUUUCUGAGAUAUCAAGUUUGAACUUGAUACCUGGGGAUAGUACCAGUAUAAUCAGACCCGAAUCUGCUGAAGCUAUACCAGGAUCUGGUGAUGCCACAGAAUCAUCACAGGGCAUCCUUCCGAUGGAAACGGGAAAAGACCUGCCUGUCAAGGUCAAGAUCGCCAAAUCUACAAAAGAAAAAGAUUCCUUUUCCCCAGACCUCUACGCUGCAAAUGCAUACACCCUAAUUUCAUCACUCAUAGCGGCAUACCGCCCCACACACGUGCUUAUAGAGCGCCAGCGCUUCCGCUCAGGCGGUGGGAGUGCCGUUCUUGAAUGGACGCUGCGCGUUGGCCUGCUGGAGGGUAUGUUGUAUGCUGUUCUCCAUACGCUACGACAGGAGAGGGGCGGAGAUGUUGCGGAUUUGGUUGUUCAAGGCGUUGAACCGAAACGGGUAGUCCGGUAUUGGCUUGAAGGUGGAUUUUCACCAUCAGUUCCAGGGAAACGAGAUGCGGAUGAGAAAUCCGAAGUCGGGGAAACGGUCAAGGAGAAAAAGCCCAAUGCGCGAGAAGUGAAGAAGGCUAAGAUCGAUCUUGUUGGUCGGUGGCUUUCUGCUGCGAUGCAGAAGCAGAAUACCAAUGCUUGUCCAGAGACGGAUGGCAGCCCUGAGAAACUCGAGCUUGGCAUUGCUACCGACAAUAAGAUCGUGCUGGCGGAUAAAGCCGAGUGUCCUACUCUGCGUAGUGUUACGGGUGCGUAUAUGCGGAAAUGGCAGAGCCAGACGCAAACUUUGAAGAAGGGGAAAGGGAAGGGGUCUCGUGCUUUGAAGAGUGGGUCUCUGUCUCCAUUGCUGGUAUCCCCUCACUCUGAGAUAGGGGAUGAGGUGGCUGCUAUUGAUCCAGGGAAACUCGAUGAUCUGGCGGAUUGUUUGUUGCAGGGUGUGACAUGGGUUGAAUGGCAGAUUAUGCGGGAGCGUAUUGCGAGAGAAGGGGUUGGGGCGUUGGAUUCGAUAUCCUAA
This is a messenger RNA of Penicillium hordei, 1536 nucleotides long. RefSeq lists its product as uncharacterized. The record is from RefSeq and is a predicted model, not a curated record. The coding region runs from base 1 to 1536 and encodes 511 amino acids. NCBI's taxonomy places the organism in Eukaryota, Fungi, Ascomycota, Eurotiomycetes, Eurotiales, Aspergillaceae. Gene Ontology annotation, cellular component: mitochondrion. The transcript has a single exon. Gene Ontology annotation, molecular function: crossed form four-way junction DNA binding; Y-form DNA binding; DNA endonuclease activity.